AUGCAGUGUUCACUGCACGGCCGCACUCACACUCACACACCACAUCCUUCCCCCCCCCCUCCAGUGCAUUACGAGGGGCGGUUGACCACGGGCGAGGUGUUUGACAGCUCGCGGGAGGACAAUGCAGUGUUCACGUUUGAAGUGGGCAAGGGGAAGGUGAUACGCGCGUGGGACAUCGGCAUCAAGAGCAUGAAGGUGGGUGAGCUGGCAGAGCUGACGUGUCAAUCAGACUAUGCAUAUGGAGAUGCCGGUUCUCCUCCCGAAAUUCCUCCAGGCGCCACAUUGGUGUUUGAAGUGGAGCUCAUGGCAGUUCGACCCCCCAGAGGCUCUGUCUCCUCCGCUGCUGCUGAGAAGGGCCGACUAGA
Molecule: messenger RNA, 365 nt
Organism: Closterium sp. Naga37s-1
Lineage: Eukaryota; Viridiplantae; Streptophyta; Zygnematophyceae; Desmidiales; Closteriaceae
Source: the annotation of a GenBank genome assembly